This is a messenger RNA of Oncorhynchus tshawytscha (Chinook salmon), 4404 nucleotides long. RefSeq names its product putative transcription factor p65 homolog. Gene Ontology annotation, biological process: innate immune response; non-canonical NF-kappaB signal transduction; regulation of transcription by RNA polymerase II. The coding region runs from base 159 to 1961 and encodes 600 amino acids. The record is from RefSeq and is a predicted model, not a curated record. Gene Ontology annotation, cellular component: cytoplasm. NCBI's taxonomy places the organism in Eukaryota, Metazoa, Chordata, Actinopteri, Salmoniformes, Salmonidae. The transcript has 11 exons. Gene Ontology annotation, molecular function: DNA-binding transcription factor activity, RNA polymerase II-specific; RNA polymerase II cis-regulatory region sequence-specific DNA binding.
UUUAGAGGGUGGUGGCAAGUUGCAUUGGAGACUUCAAGGCGGAGGUGGCUAAAGAGCGAUCUGUCACGACAAGUUUACAAAUUUACCUGUUUUCAAGGGACAAACACCCUAGGGGAAAGGCUAUUCCAAUAACCAACGUGGCAAAGUAGAAUUCGGAAAUGAAUGGAAUGUAUGGAUGGGGACAGCCCCCUUUGAACCAAGGGAAUUCUUUCAUAGAGAUCAUUGAGCAGCCCAAGCCGAGAGGCAUGAGGUUCAGGUACAAGUGUGAGGGGCGCUCGGCGGGCAGCAUCCCGGGAGAGAAGAGCAACGAUACCACCAAGACACACCCCGCAAUCAAGGUGCACAACUACAAUGGUCCCCUGCGUGUCCGUGUCUCCUUGGUGACCAAGAACCCGCCUCACAAGCCCCACCCACACGAGCUGGUGGGGAAAGACUGCAAACAUGGCUACUACGAGGCAGACUUGCAGGAGAGACGAGUACACAGUUUUCAGAACCUGGGCAUUCAGUGUGUGAAGAAAAAGGAUGUGAACGAAGCAGUUUCCUGUAGACUGCAGACCCAAAACAACCCCUUCAACAUUCCCGAGGCGAAGGUGUGGGAGGAGGAGUUUGACCUGAAUGCAGUGAGGCUUUGUUUCCAGGCCUCGAUCACUCUACCUACCGGUGAACUUCACCCUCUGGAGCCCGUGGUGUCUCAGCCCAUCUACGACAAUAGAGCACCCAACACAGCAGAAUUGAAGAUCUGUCGAGUGAACAGAAACUCUGGGAGCUGCAGAGGAGGGGACGAGAUCUUCUUACUCUGUGACAAAGUGCAAAAAGAGGACAUCGAGGUACGGUUCUUCCAGGACUCGUGGGAGGGGAAGGGCACCUUCUCCCAGGCGGACGUCCACAGGCAGGUGGCCAUCGUGUUCCGUACCCCGCCCUUCUACGACACCAACUUGACCGAGCCAAUCAAAGUGAAGAUGCAGCUUCGCAGGCCCUCGGACCGCGAGGUCAGCGAGCCAAUGGACUUCCAAUUCCUGCCCUCCGACCCAGAUGAAUAUAGACUGAUAGAGAAGCGAAAACGGACAGAGGGAAUGUUCCAGAAUCUGAAGCUGGGGUCCAUAUCAGGGGCCAUGCCAGCAGAGAGGCCUUUCAACACUGCCAGAAGAACAGUCGCCGCCAAGCCAGCAGCUAGCCAGCCAGUGAACCCAGUGGCGCCCCCUCGUGCCGCCUCUGUGAAGCACCAGCCCUACUAUGAUAGCCCCCAGCCUGGCCAGCUGUUCCGAACCCAGCCCAAAGCAGAGCCCUCCUCCUCCACUCCAGCAGAGACCUGGAAGUUCCUCAACAGCCUGACCUUGGACUCCCAACACAAAGCCACCCCCGUGGCCCAAUUCACCAACCCCCAGGCAUCUGCAGCCACCUCACAGGCCUUCCCCACCGUCAACCUGUCGGACCUCCACGGCUUCACCUUCUCCACCUUCGCUAGUCCCCAGGAGCCAGUGAGCGCAGCCGCUACCCCAGAGCCCACCUCUACCUUUGGGGUCCAGGAUUCCCAGUUCAGGGUGGAUGGCCCCAUGGUGGAUGAGGAGCUACCCGAGUUCCCCAGCUUCUCUGAGGUCCACCAGUCAGGGACACUAGAUAACAUAAACAUCGACGACUUCCAGGCUAUGCUGGUCCAGAGUGGUCUGGCUGGAGAGGGGCCAGGGAACAGUAGGGUGUCGGUCUCUCAGGCACCCUGCCACUUACCUGCCACCAACCCUGUGGUCAACAACAGCUGUGGCGGCAGCACCUGGAUGAACUACCCCAACAGCAUCGUGAACCUGCUCCAGAGUGAGGGCAUGAUCGACAGUUCUCCUGGCAACUCCAGCCAGCCGGCCGUCCUCGACGACCUGGACGUCUUCAGCUCCAUAGACGAAGACCGUCUCAUUUCCAUCCUGAACAGUGGCAACCAGGCCGGUUUCGUGUCCGGACAUCAGACUUAGAGACCUCUCUGAUUUUACAGAUAUUUUUACUGCAAUACGUUUCUGUCCCUUUGCCUUUUGGAGACCCAGCUCCCUUCCAACCAAACUUCCCUUGUAUUCUAAUGGACUACAAAGAAAAUACAUUUGGCUGGCUGAUCGAGAAUCAGAAUCAGCGCUGUUUGCGCUCUUCUCUAUGUGGAUUGUGGACAUGUUAAUUGGGACAGCUGCGGAAACCUACCUGUACUCGAUGAACAGAGUGAAUAUGGGAGAGGGCUACAAGGAACCCCUGGUAACUGCCAGUUUGUGGGCAAUCACGAGACCCAAGGAUUUGUCACUUUUUGUCAACCCCUAAAGAUACACCUCCACUGGGUUGUGUAUAAACCCAGGCUUGUAUCUAGUCUCCAAAGGCAGUGGUAUUCACUCCUGGUCCCUAAGAACUUCACGGUUUGAAAUGUGUAUUCGUGAAUCAUUGUCAAUGUAUGGACUGGAUAGUCCAGGUCCCGGUUUCCCGAUAGCAAUGGAUCUUAGGCUGACGAUGUUUUUAACACUGCAUCUUUCUUACAACGCCUGAAGAUGUAACAUACAGAGUACACACAACAUUAAGGACACCUGCUCUUUCCAUUACAUAGCCCAGGGAUAUUCAACUCUUACCCUACGAGGUCCAGAGCCUGCUUAAUGUCCUGUUCUACCUGAUAAUAAUUGCAGGUCUAAAUCUCUCCCUGGUUAGAGGGGAACAAUGAAAGAAAUGCAGUGGAACUGGCUUCGAGGUCCAGAGUUGACCAGGUGAAUGCUAUGAUCCCUUAUUAAAUCUACUUCAAUCAGUGUAUGAAAGGGAGGGGACAGGUUAAAGAAGGAUUUAUAAGCCUUGAGACAUGGAUUGUGUGUCAAUCAGAAGGUGAAUGAGCAAGACAAGAUUUCAGUGCCUUUGAACGGGGUAUGGUAGUAGGUGCCAGACGCACCAGUUUGUGUCAAGAACUGCAACGCGGCUAGGUUUUUCACAAGUUUCCCGUUUGUAUCAAGAAUGGUCCACCACCCAAAUAAAAUCCAGCCAACUUGUGCUGUCAAGUUGGAGACGUGCCAGGAUCCCUGUGGAACGCUUUCGACACCUUGUAGUCGUGGUUGUUCUCCAAAUAAGAAUUAAAAUGAUUGCUCUGUCAUCAUCUAUUAUAUUGUGCUUGUUUGUGUGCUAUAUGUUUUGUUGGACUCGAAGAAUGUCAGAAGAUUCUGAUUUUUACCAGAAAUCGGGUCAUAAUAUUAACCUUGGCUUUCACAGCUUGUCAUUUAGAACUUUAACAUUUGUAUGUGAAAGGGAAAAUAUUUCUCAAAAAAAGGGAAUAAUUUUUGCAAGCACAAAAUAAGUUCCUAGUUUAGUUACGCAAUCUAACAACCAAUGAAAAUCCUUAAUGGUUGGUCGUCAAACUCAAUCCACGGAGGGCCAAGUGGCUGCAGGUUUUCACUCCUCCCAUGUACUUCAUUGAUGAAUUAAGGUCACUAAUUAGUAAGGAACUAACCUCACCCGAUUGUCGAGGUCUUCAUUUAAAGGAAAAGCCAGCAGCCCUCAAUGGAAUGAGUGACACCCCUGCCUUAGGUGAUAUGCACGAUAUAGUACUCACCUUGGUGACAUAUCUAAAAUGUUAUGUACAGUUUUACCAUGUUAACAUUAACUUGUCACUGUAAUUUUCAAUAUAUCUUUGGAAAAGGAAGGAUAUUGUUUAUAGAUGUCAGAAAUGUAGCAGAUUCACUGAUAUGCUUAGUAAAAAAGAUUUGUUAGUGGAGUCGGUAUCUCAAAUAUCAUUUCUGCCUGUCAAUUAUGCUCAUUCAGUGUAGUUUGCUUUUAGGCCAGUGUGAUACGAUUACAUUUUGCGGUAUGGUAUAUGAACUUUGGCUGCAGUUCAUUUUACAUCAAAUAAAACAUGUUUAAUUAAACCAUAACUCUGUACUUAAGCCAAUGCUGCCUCACUGAAAACAGACACUUGUAUAAAUAAUAAUUUUGUAGAAGUAUAUAUGCAGACAGAAAAUUAGAUUCAUUGAAACAUUUGGGUUUGCUAAGUGAUUGUACGUGUUGCCUACUACACUUCCCACAAUGUCCCUCAAUACAGUAUAAAUAAUCCUCUUAAGGAGCUGCCCCUUUAAAAUUUUACCUGAAAUUACAUACCCAAAUCUAACUGCCCGUAGCUCAGGACCUGAAGCAAGGAUAUGCAUAUCCUUGAUACCAUUUGAAAGGAAACACUGAAGUAUGUGGAAAUGUGAACUAGGAGAAUAACACAUAUCUGCUAAAAGUUGGUACAAAAAAACAUUGUUUAAAAAAAAAUUGUAUUAUGGUUUGAAAUGCAAGAGAAAGGUCAUGUAUUAUUCCAGCCCAGGCACAAUUUAGAUUUGCCACAAGAUUGCAGCAGUGUAUGUGCAAAGUUGAAGACUGAUCCAAUGAACCAUUGCAUUUCUGUUAAAUGUUUUAUCAAGACUG